GAACUGGGAAAAGCGAGGAAAGAAGACAGAACCUGGGCUGAGAGAAGGCGGGGGAGGAAAGCGAGGGGGGAAACAAGAACCUAGGCAGGGGAAGGAACUGGGAGCCAGGGCUGGGAACGCCGAGGCGGGUGUGAGCUCGGCCUGGCACACACAGGCGUUCUGUUUGUGUAGCUUUUUGUGCCUGGUCUUGUGUGUGUGUGUGUGUGUGUGUGUGUGUGGAACGUGUGUUACUUUGUGGAACGUUAUGGAACCUAUUGUUUGUGAAAGUGAGAGGGUCUCUGCGUGUGUCUAAUUUUUAAAUUAGGUGCGAGUAGAUUUGUGUUUGAGACUGUAUGCGACUUUGGAGAGGCAACAGUAAGGGGUUUGUGAGUAAAAUUUUGCAGCUUUGUGUAGAAUUAUGUAAUGGGCUCUGAGAGAUUAUGCAUGAAUUGUGUCUAUGGGAUUGGGAUUGUGUAGUGGAUGAUAUAACUGUGAAUAUGUCAAAUUUUGAAGUAUUUGUGCACACAAGUAAUUGCACAAUUCACGGUGACUAGGAAUGUGUCAGGCUCGUUGUGUGACUGAGAUGGAGCAUUUGAGAUUGAGCAUUUGAGAAAGUAGAUGCAAGACUAGUUAAGUACUAUGUAUUGUUUAUAUUGUCUGAAUAUUGUCCAUUUUAUAUGCCUGUAGAAUUUGACUCUGGCAAUUAGACAAGUAGAAAAAAAAUAAGAGAUUUUAAAAUUAAAAUAAUUUUCAGAUGGAACAGUUGUAUAUUGUGAAACCCCAUAUUGACUAAUGACCAGUAUGUUGACAUAAGUAGAACAUCAUUAGGAGAACACAAAAAACUUUCUCCCAUAACUGCUACUCUCAGAAUUUCUAUUUGGGUGAAUUCCUGGACAGUAAAGUUUCAAUAAUUUCUUCAGUCAUUAUGAAGAUAAAAAAUCUGUUGAACAUUUAAACACAAGAUCAGUCUCAUUUAGCUGAAUAAAGUAUUCACUGUAGAAAUCAAUACUUCUAUUUUUUUUUAAUUUAAUUUUAUUUAUUUUUUAAAAUAAAUUUAUUUAUUUUUGGCUGCAUUGGGUCUUCGUCGCUGUGUGUGGGCUUUCUCUAGUUGCGGCGAGCGGGGGCUACUCUUCGUUGCGGUGCGCGGGCUUCUCAUUGUGGUGGCUUCUCUGUUGCAGAGCACGGGCUCUAGGCACAUGGGCAUCAGUAGCUGUGGCACGCCAGCUCAGUCGUGGCGCUAGAGCUUAGUAGCUCUGCGGCAUGUGGGAUCUUCCUGGACCAGGGCUCAAACCUGUGUCCCCUGCAUUGGCAGAUUGAUAGUCUGCAGCUGGAAUGGAUUGGGAGCUGGAAAAGAAAAGUCAGGGACAAGAAGAGGCUAACAUGACUGGUACCGUUAUAAUUUAGUGAACCGCCCCUUUUCUAAAGAGGAGCCCAAAGGAAGACUGGUCAUCUCUUGCAGAUCUCAAAACCAUGGCUCAGGGAUCAGUGUCAUUCAAAGAUGUGACUGUGGACUUUAGUCAGGAGGAGUGGCAGCACCUGGAUCCUGCUCAGAAGAUGCUAUACAUGGAUGUGAUGUUGGAAAACUAUUGCCACCUCGUUUCUGUGGGGUGUCACAUGACCAAGCCUGACGUGAUCCUCAAGUUGGAACGAGGAGAAGAGCCAUGGACAUCAUUUACAGGUCAUACCUGUUUAGAAGAAAAGUGGAAAGCUGAAGACUUUUUAGUGAAAUUCAAGGAACAACAAGAUAAAUUUUCUAGAUCAGUUGUAUUAAUCAACCACAAAAAACUGAUUAAGGAGAACAGUAGUGCAUAUGAAAAGACAUUUACUUUAAGCAAAAACCCUAUUAAUUCAAAAAACCUACCUCCUGAAUAUGACACUCAUGGAAAGAUUUUUAAAAAUGUUUCAGAAUUAAUCAUCAGUAAUCUAAGUCCUACAAGAAAGAGACUUAGUGAGCAUAAUAGAUAUGGGAAAUCACUCCUCAAUACUAAGCCAGAGACAGCUCACUCUGGAGGCAAAUCCCAUAAUCAGUGUGGUAGGACUGUCAGUCAUAAUGAAAUGAUUAUGCAAUAUCAUGAGAUAGAAACUUCAGCACAGUCAUUUGGAUAUAAUGACUGUGAGAAAUCCUUCCUUAAAAAAGGAGGCCUAAUUACACAUAAUAGAGCUUACAGAAGGGAAAAACCAUCUGAAUAUAAUAAAAGGAGAAGAACAACCAAUAUUGAAAAAAAGCAUAUAUGCACUGAAUGUGGGAAGUCCUUCUGCAGGAAAUCAGUAUUGAUUCUGCAUCAGGGAAUUCACACAGAGGAAAAACCCUACCAAUGUCAUCAAUGUGGAAAUUCAUUUAGAAGGAAAUCAUAUCUCAUUGAUCAUCAGAGAACUCACACUGGAGAGAAACCCUUUGUUUGUAAUGAAUGUGGUAAGUCCUUCCGCCUAAAGACAGCCCUCACUGAUCAUCAGAGAACACAUACAGGGGAGAAAUCAUAUGAAUGUCCACAAUGUAGGAAUGCUUUCAGAUUGAAGUCACACCUCAUUCGUCAUCAGAGAACUCACACAGGAGAGAAACCAUAUGAGUGUAAUGACUGUGGGAAGUCUUUCCGCCAGAAGACAACACUCUCCCUACAUCAGAGAAUUCAUACAGGAGAGAAACCCUAUAUUUGUAAAGAAUGUGGGAAGUCCUUUCACCAGAAGGCAAAUCUUACUGUACAUCAGAGAACUCAUACAGGGGAAAAGCCCUAUAUUUGUAAUGAAUGUGGGAAAUCCUUCUCUCAGAAGACAACCCUCGCUCUUCAUGAGAAGACUCAUAAUGAAGACAAACCUUAUAUUUGUAAUGAGUGUGGAAAAUCCUUCCGCCAGAAGACAACCCUUGUGGCACAUCAGAGAACACAUACAGGGGAAAAAUCCUAUGAAUGUCCUCACUGUGGGAAGGCUUUUAGAAUGAAGUCAUACCUCAUUGAUCAUCACAGAACUCACACAGGAGAGAAACCAUAUGAAUGUAAUGAAUGUGGGAAAUCCUUCAGUCAGAAGACAAAUCUCAAUCUACAUCAGAGAAUUCAUACAGGAGAGAAACCCUAUAUUUGUAAUGAGUGUGGGAAGUCUUUUCGCCAGAAAGCAACCCUCACUGUACAUCAGAAAAUACAUACAGGGCAGAAAUCCUAUGAAUGCCCUCAGUGUGGGAAAGCCUUUAGCAGGAAGUCAUAUCUCAUUCAUCAUCAAAGAACUCAUACAGGAGAGAAACCAUACAAGUGUAAUGAAUGUGGGAAGUGCUUCCGCCAGAAGACAAAUCUCAUUGUACAUCAGAGAACUCAUACAGGGGAGAAGCCUUAUAUUUGUAAUGAGUGUGGUAAGUCCUUCAGUUAUAAGAGAAACCUUAUUGUCCAUCAAAGAACUCACAAGGGAGAAAACAUGGUAAUGCAGUAAUAAAUGAUGUGAUUUCUUUGUGAAGCCUUUCUAAGUUAUUGUAAAACUUUAGUUUUUUAAAAAAGCAUGCUUAACAUGUGAAUAAGGUAACUUUAAUCACAAAUGUAAUAAUAAUUAUUAACUUAAUGUACUAUACCACAUAACUAUUUAUCUACUGUUUACUAGCAUAUGAAAUGGAUAUGAUCAUUGAUAUUGAACUCUUAUCAGCAAUGAAGCUAAUUUUUUACGUUUUCAUGUUCUCCUGCUGACUCAGUUUAUUUUUUUUAAUUCUUAUAUAAUACAUGCAGAAGCAAGAUACAAAGUGGUUUUAAGUAUCAGUCUCCAUAAGAGGAAGAAAUUAUGAAGUAUAUUUCUCAUUGCACUCUGCGGAAUAAAAGUUAGUUGUUACUUCCCCAAAGAUUACCACUUCCCUGGCUUUUAACAUGAAAUAGUUUUUGCAUGUCUUUAAACUUUAUAUUUUAUUAUACAUUACAAAUUUUUUGUCUUGUUUCACUCAACAUUUUAAAGAUUCAUACAUUAUUGCAUGUGGCAGUAGUGUAUUCAUUUUCAUUCUGUAUACUCUUCCAUUUUAAGAAUAUACUGCUAUUUAUCUAUCCUCUUGAUGGAUAUUUGUAUUUUUUAUAAUUUUGUAUUGUAGUAAAAAUACUACUAUAAAUAUUCUUGUA
Messenger RNA from Orcinus orca (killer whale), 4058 nucleotides. It is a transcript of the gene ZNF567, whose product is annotated as zinc finger protein 567. Gene Ontology annotation, molecular function: RNA polymerase II cis-regulatory region sequence-specific DNA binding; DNA-binding transcription repressor activity, RNA polymerase II-specific. The transcript is spliced from 6 exons. Bases 1450 to 3393 code for a protein of 647 amino acids. Gene Ontology annotation, biological process: negative regulation of transcription by RNA polymerase II. Lineage: Eukaryota; Metazoa; Chordata; Mammalia; Artiodactyla; Delphinidae. The record is from RefSeq and is a predicted model, not a curated record.